Molecule: messenger RNA, 3883 nt
Organism: Triplophysa dalaica
Lineage: Eukaryota; Metazoa; Chordata; Actinopteri; Cypriniformes; Nemacheilidae
Gene: calcr
Product: calcitonin receptor
Exons: 16
Coding region: 249-2039 (596 amino acids)
Biological process (GO): positive regulation of cytosolic calcium ion concentration; cell surface receptor signaling pathway; adenylate cyclase-activating G protein-coupled receptor signaling pathway
Cellular component (GO): axon; plasma membrane
Molecular function (GO): amylin receptor activity; calcitonin receptor activity
Source: RefSeq, a predicted model, not a curated record
UGCACUUGGAUUACAAGCUGCUGAAGUGAAACAGCGUCUGCGCCUACGAAAAAAAUCUUAGGUGCCAUAAAACAGUGACGUGUUUCGAGUGGAUAUUCUUAUCAGAAUAAAUGAAACGCGACAUGCAGCAAAAUCAUCCCACUUAUUAAAGUCACAGACGAUGGAUUUCAGUUGGAGAAAGUGAAGCGCAAAGCGGAUUUAGGCUACAUUCACGACCAAGACACGAAAAGUAAUCAGGAUCAGAAAGCAUGCGUUGGCAAGAGAUCCCAUGGCUUUUGAUAUCAUUUAUAUCGAGUAUAACAGUCGCUGGAGCAACGGAGCUGAAAGCCAAGCCUACCGCAGACUUCUCACUCACUCCUGUCAUGAUGGCAGUGGAGGGAGAGAGACAGAUCAUGACUCAGUCUCAGUAUAAAUGUCUGGAGCUUCUAGGCCAAGAUGGACCCCAUAAUAAAACAGGUUUCUUCUGUAACAGAUUUUGGGAUGGCUUGCUUUGUUGGGACGAAACCCCAGCUGGAGCCUACGUCUCUCAGAGCUGUCCAGACUACCCCAGCUUUGACCCCUUGGAAAUAGUAACCAAAUACUGCGAUGAAUCUGGCAAUUGGGUACACGGUUCUUCCGUCAAUAAAAGCUGGUCCCAUUGUCUAACAUUCUCAAAGGACAAAGUAAAGACACUGCCAGUUCAUGGAUUUUUAGAGACAGAGAUGGAUCCCACAGUCGAGAGUCAGGUCAGCCCUGUAGUGACUCAGAAAGCAGAGGAGAGGAAGAAGAUCAUCGAUGGUCAAUAUAAAUGCUUUGAGAAAAUGAACAGAGACCUGCCAUAUAACAAAUCAGGUCUGUAUUGCAACAGGACUUGGGAUGGCUGGUUAUGCUGGGAUGACACUCCGGCAGGGACACACACAUCGCAGAACUGUCCUAAUUACUUUGUUGACUUCGACUCCACUGAGAAGGUCACUAAAUAUUGCGAUGGGACUGGAAACUGGUUCAGGCAUCCUGAGACGAACAGGACCUGGUCUAACUACACCCUGUGCAUUGCACACACGAAAGACAAACUAAAGAUGGCGUAUAUUUUGUAUUACAUGGCAAUAGUGGGUCACGCUCUGUCCAUCAUAUCGCUCCUCAUCUCUCUGGCCAUAUUCUUCUAUUUCAGGAGUCUGAGCUGUCAGAGAAUCACACUUCACAAGAAUUUGUUCUUCUCAUACGUGCUUAACUCGGCCUUCACCAUCAUCAACCUCAUAACUGUGGUCAACAACCCCAAAGUGGUGCAGAGGAGUCCGAUUGGCUGCAAGGUGCUGCAUUUCUUCCACAUGUACAUGCUGGGCUGUAACUAUUUCUGGAUGCUGUGUGAGGGGAUUUAUCUGCACACUCUUAUCGUGGUGGCCGUGUUUGCAGAGGAACAGCAUCUGCACUGGUAUUAUCUUCUGGGCUGGGGAUUCCCCCUGGUGCCUGCAUCCAUCCACGCUGUAGCUAGGAAAAAAUACUUUGAUGACAACUGCUGGAUGAGUGUGGAGACCCAUCUGCUCUAUGUGGUUCACGGCCCCAUAAUGGCAGCUUUAUUGGUCAACCUGUUCUUUCUAUUGAACAUAGUACGAGUCUUGGUGACGAAACUGAGAGAUACUCACCGGGCAGAGUCCAACAUGUACAUGAAGGCGGUGAGGGCCACCCUAAUUCUCGUGCCCUUGUUAGGCAUUCAAUUCGUCAUUUUCCCUUGGCGGCCGGAGAACCGCCUGGCAGGAGAGAUUUAUGACUACAUCAUGCAUAUUUUAAUGCAUUACCAGGGACUGCUGGUGGCAACCAUAUUCUGCUUUUUUAAUGGAGAGGUCCAGUCAGCUCUGAAGAGACAGUGGAUACAAUACAAAGCGCAGUGGGGUCAGCGGAGACGCGAGCACUGCUCCAUGCGCUCCACGUCGUAUACCGCCACCUCCAUCACCGAGGUGCCCGCGUACAUGUUCCAUCACGACUGCAACAGCGAACACUCGAACUGCAAACAAACAGAAGACUCAGAGCUGGUGGCCCUCAAGACGGGCGAGACGUACGCCUGACAGAUCUGAGUAACACGAACGAUUCGAGAAAAGUCAAACCGGAGGCUCCAUUAAGUGAGUGUUCACAAGCUCCCCCAUCUCAGAGUUCAUGCGCUUGACAACAACAGGACGUCCAGAGUCCGUGUGUCGGCACCAGCGAUUGUGCUGAGAGAUCACCCACCACUUCGUUUCAAUUCUUUACAGCUCUGCUUCUGCGAGUUGAGACGAAAACAACAUUCAGUCACGGGAAGCGUUCCUUUAAGUAUGUCAUGUUAAAGCUGCUAGUUUCGGAAGCUCCUCACAUCCCCUCUGGGCUCUUGACCCCUAAACGGCGAAACUUACUUUGCAGAAACCAAAGGAUGUGUGUUUUACUAAAGCUUCUGGGAUGAGGUUCUCAAGCAGACGGCUGAGACGUCCAUCAGCAAACAAAGGAAAAUUCUUCUGUGCCUGAAUUCUGAGCAUUCAAGUGUCAAAGGGGGUUAAAAAAGGCCUGUCGGACGGCCAUUUUGUAACUAAAUAUAGCUUUGUGUCCGUCUGCGAGCCUCCUGACUGCUUUACUGUUUUCGCAGCUGUACUCUUUUGCCUCAUCUUUGCUUCGAAAGAGGGCGUAGAGGAAAGAGAUGAAGAACGUGGAUAAUUUUAGCAGUGGAUUUAUAACUCGCCGCGAGUACAAAAAUAUAUAUAUUCUGACAAAAAAAGACUAAAAAAUAUAUUCAAUAACGUUACUCAAGUGUUGCAGAUUUGAUUCAAGUCUGAUUUUGUCUAAAGGCAUCUUGUGAGGGUUUUAGAGUGCUGCUUUCCCAACAAGUACGUUCCCAAUGGGCAACCGAAUCUAGUUUGUUCAACGCUCUGGUUUAUUCUAGUUUUCAAGCAGUAAACAAUAAUUCAUGCUUUUGUUACAAGAGUUAAAUAGGAAUGAACAAAAUAGUAAUAACAGAUAAGCACUUUAAAUCAACUCAACAUGAAAACAAAGCGUUAUGACUAUUGCUAUGGCUAGCCUAGAGGAAUAUCAUAAAACGAUUUCUUCUGAAAACCCUCCCAUAUGUUAGUGGUUAUGUAAAGGACAAAAAUGCAGAACAGCUCUUCAUUUUAUUCCCCCCACCAAGGGGUAGACAACUGUGAGAAUAAACAUCAGCUUCAAAUGACCCGUGGGGUGCAUGACAUGACAGACAGAUGUCAAACACACUUCACAUCGGACGAUAACUGAACAAAACAUUAAAUGCACAUGUACAUCUAUAUAGAAAACGUUCAGAGCUACAUGUAUUGAUCAUUGAACACUUUGUUUAAAUAUUAUAUUGAAAAGCUAAUUUAUGGAUUUACGAUAUAGGAAUGUAAAGAGUUUUUCCAGAAGUUGUUUGUAUACAUUUCCUAAUAAUGUGAAUUUGUUUAAUAAGAUGGAAAUAUUAAGAAAAAUGAGAAAUGUAUGAAUAUUCAAUACAGUGACGCUCUGGAAACAAGCUUGAUUAUUUUUCUCUCUCUAUGAAAUGUUUAUUUUUUGUUACAUUGGACUACGACGCUGUAACUUUAUUUAAAACGAAACUUUAAGAUGUACAUAUUGUGUUGUGUCUCCAGAGGUUUGAGGUGAAUUUGUGAGUUGUGUGGAUUUUUUUGGGGUAAUUGUAUUUACCAUGUAAUUGUUUUAGUCUAACAUGACAUUGGCAUCAUGGUGUAUAUAGUGUACUGUCAGUCAGUCAUAAAGCUUCCGUUGUAUGUUUUAAGCUUCUGUUCUUGAUCACGUUUUAAUGUUUAUUGCUAGUGUUCGGGAUGCCAAUGAAGAACUGUUGUGCUUUCAGAAGAAAACAAACUUUUCAUUUUCUCGCUCGAAAUUGAACCAUUUUGAAAAUGUGUCCAUUUAUAUAUGUAUA